GUGCAAUAUUGAAUGAGUCAUAUUUUGAUAAGGUGCGUGCAUGGGGAUGUCCACGUCACCCAGAGACAUGCCCAUGCUGUAGCGAUACACCUAGCAGACUGAAACUUCACUGUUCUAGGCAUAGUACAGCUUUCUAGACUUGCGCUGGUAAACAAAUCCAUUACAUUAGCUAACUAAUGUGAAGUAAACUGAACUGAGGAGUAACAGAGAAUGGAGACUUUUAACUUGAAAACGUGCAGGAUAACUCUUUCCGUUUUCCCUGACUGACGUUUUUUUUAUACUGUGUUAUGCUUGUUUGCGUGAAACUCCUCAUAGGCCGUUUGGUGUACUUUUUUUGUUGUUGGUGAGAUGAAACUGCCAAAACUCCGAAAGAUAUCCAGUAAUAAUCAUGAUACUCAAGAGAACAGUUGAAAUGUUCCAUUUCUUGAGAGUUCUUCUGAUGCUGUUAAAUGUUUCUUUUUGCUAUCUUGAAAUACCCUUCAAAAUAACUGGAGAGCACUUGGCCGCAAAGGAGGGUUCCUGCAUUACAAUCAAAUGCACUGCUACCCACUUGGUGAAAGAUGAACAAGAGCAAUGGUUUUGGAUGAAAAAUGCAAAGUGGAAUGAAACCAUGAUGGAUUUCACUGGCACAAUUGUAAACGGUAACAUGAAGGCCCAAACCCCUGCCCCUGAAUUUGCAGACAGAGUAAAGUACAUUGGUUCUGUGAAUUUUGGAUGGGCCGCACAAAGCGACUGCAGCCUAUUCAUCAACAACCUGGAAAAGACUGACAGUGGGAUCUACAAAUUCAGAUAUAUAGGAAAGAGUGGAAAAUGGAUGACUGAAGCAGGUCUGAAUCUUACAGUUGAAGAUGAUCCGUGCCAGGUUAGAGUUCAGAAGUUGAAACCAUCAACAGUUAAAGAGUCUGAGCCUGUGACCAUUCGAUGCUUCACGUCAAGGACAUGUGGAUCACACCCAGAGUUCACAGGGCUUGGUCAGACCGUAAUGCCUGUUCACACCAACGAGGUUAACCGUACAAGCAGUGCGGUCAGCUUUAAUGCUAGCUGGCAGGAUGAUGGGAGGGUGCUCUCCUGUCAACCACAGGGGACCAAAGACCAGUGUGUGAGGAAGAGCAUCGAGCUGACGGUUGAAUAUGCCCCUAAGGAGACGAAGGCUGUUGUAGAUGUGUCAAAUGUCAAGGAAGGACAGACUGUCACCCUCACUUGUUCCAGCAGAGGGCACCCCAAUGCUACCUACUCCUGGUUUAAAGACAGUCAAAAGACCAAAUUCAGUGGAACAGAAUUGUUGAUCCGAUCUAUCACAUCUACACAGGGCGGGAAUUACUACUGCAAAGCUGUAAACCAACAUGGGACCCACGACUCAAACGUUGUUACAAUAAAUGUUAAAUAUGCUCCUGUCGGGGUGCACAUUGAAACAUAUAAGGAUCUCUCUACAAUCAAAGAAGGAGAUCAAAUCAAAUUAACUUGCAUGGUGCAGCAAAGCAACCCUGAAGUGCGUUCAUGGUCUUGGUUCAAAGACAACAACAAAAUAACCAAUGCUUUAAAGGAGUACACCUUCAGCAGUGUACAGCCAAAGGACAAAGGUCGUUACUCCUGUGAGGCGAGGAAUGAUGUUGGCAGUAGAAGGUCAUCAUCAAUAUAUGAGAUAACGGUUUCUUAUGUUCCAAGAGGCACUCGCAUCACCCAAAGCGGAGGUUACCACGGCAACCAGGUGAAGGCAGGCUCUCAGCUAUAUCUCACCUGUGAGGCUGAUGCCCAUCCUGCCCCCGGUGUCUACACCUGGUACCAUCAUAGUGGAGUAUUACCACAGAGACUACGCUCCCUCACAGACCACACACAGGCCCUAUCCUGGGUUAGGGUGGGCGUAACAGACGAGGGGUGUUACAUGUGUAGGGCCACCAAUGACAUCGGCACGGGACAGAACAGCAGCAUGUCAUGCUUCCGUGUUCUAUAUGGCCCAACCAAACCAGUGCUUUCGAUGGUGCGUACGGCCCAGGAGGGCCACCUGGUUCGUAUCAACUGCACUGUGCAGAGUUUCCCAGACUCUCUGCUCACUCUGACAUGGACUCCACGUCCCUCUGUCUCACCUAUGUCUAGCUCCCUUCUUCAAAUGCAGCCUCAACCAGUUCCUGGGUUCCUCCAACAUUCUACCAAUGUUGUCUGGGGUUCUUUUAAUGUUACAUUCCUGCAAGGAGGGGUUUACACCUGUAGAGCUCAGAACUCUGAGGGGAAGAACAGCGCAGAGGAGGAGCUGGAGAUUACAUACAGCCCCAAAAAUGUGACGGCCUCUGCUCACCCUGACACGGUCGUGACUGAAAACAGCCAGCUGGUUCUUACCUGCACGACUCGUUCCAACCCCCGUGCCACCAACUACACCUGGCUCCGGAUCAUCGCAGGAGAGACCAGGAUAGUGGGGCUGGUCCAGAAGUUGACGGUGAUGUCCACAACCCCUUCCCAUAGUGGACCAUACACGUGCACUGCCCAGAACCCCUUAGGAACUGGGAAAUCCCAAGAGGUUGACAUUAAAGUCAAGUAUGCUCCAAAGCUCACAGAGGUCAUUCACAACAUGACCAAUAGGUGGCAGAGUGAUGGAGGGAGCCCUGUGGCACUGACCUGCCACAGUCACAGUUACCCCCGUGUCGACAACUACAAGUGGUACAGGCUGGUCGAGGAAAGGGAGCAUUUCAUUAUCAAUCACCAGAACAUCACUGUUCACCCAGACAAGCCCGGGACGUACUACUGUGUCGCUAUCAAUAGCAUGGGGGGGAAAGAAUCUGAAAGAGUCAAGCUGUUUCUCAACCGAAGUGUCUUCCAUGUCCUCUCUCUCGUCCUUCCUUUCUGCUGUGUUCCGCUUCUUCUUUUACUCAUCUUUCUGGUCUACAGACACAAGAGAAACAAAUCGAUCCAGCAGGGGACAUCAAAUAAACUGCCAUGUUGUGUUCACUUUGGUUUUCUGGGCUGGCGUAAUGGAACAAGUGAGAACCUGGUGAGUGAAGGGGGUGCAGCGGCAUCAGACCCCCCGGGGAGCAGCAGAGAUCAGCUGUGGCCAGACGGCCCGUACCACCCAGAGCCUCUGCCCCAACCGCAGCAUCCCCAUCCCAGCAGGACGUUGUGUCCAAACAGCACGUCGACCUCUGACAUAUACACUGCAUACAGUGUUCUGAAGGUACCAGGUGGAAAGCAGGGUCUUUCACCAAGCCAUCCAAUCAGAAACAAAGAUGAACACACUGGACAAACGCAGGAACCUGAAGUCAACUAUGCCUCGCUGCAAUUCAGGGGCCAGGAGAUGGGUAGCUUGGGUCCGAGAGACCAAGCAAGAGAGGGCGACGUCUAUGCUAAGGUUGGCAAGCCAAAGCUGAAGGAAAAGACUAAUAAGUGCAAUGACUACGAGAACAUUAAGGAAGUGUGUGUUUCGAAGCCCCAAAUCGAGCCAAACAUGGACAAGGAGACAGGGAGCAGUGAGGAGGACGUGGAGAUCAGCUACUCUGAGGUCAUGUUCAGAGCAAAGCCAGGACACCAGACAGUCUGUAGUUCUGACCCUCGCCACCGCAGGGCAGGCCACAGCAGCAGCUCAGAUGAAGAAGACUACACAACCCAGUACUCUGAUGUUAAAAUAUAAGAGGAAGUUUCAUUCAUAGUCCAAAAAAAGUAUUAAGGUUUGUUUGUAAAUAUUUGUAUCACAACUACAGUACCAGUCAAAAGUUUGGACACACCUACUCAUUUAAUGGUUUUUCUUUAUUUUUACUAUUUUCUACAUUGUAGAAUAAUAGUGAAGACAUCAACAUUCUGAAAUAACAAAUAUGGAAUCAUGGAGUAACUAAAAAAGUGUUAAACAAAUAAAAAUGUAUGUUAUAUUUGAGAUUAUUCAAAGUAGCCACCCUUUGCCUUGAUGACAGUUUUGCACACUCUUGGCAUUCUCUCAACCAGUUUCAUGAGAUAGUCACCUGGAAUGCAUUUCAAUUAACAGGUGUGCUUUGUUAAAAGUUAAUUUGUGGAAUUUAUAUCCUUCUUAAUGCGUUUGAGCCAAUCAGUUAUGUUGUGACAAGGUAGGGGUGAAGAUAGCCCUAUUUGGUAAAAUACCAAGUACAUAUUAUGUCAAGAACAGCUCAAAUAAGCAAAAUGAAAUGGCAGUCCAUCAUUAAUUUAAGACAUGAAGGUAAUUUAAUCUGGAACAUUUCAAGAACUUUGAAAGUUUCUUCAAAUGAUGUCGCAAAAACCAUCAUACACUAUGAUGAAACUGGCUCUCAUGAGGACACGCCAAAGGAAAGGAAGACCCAGAGUUACCUCUGCUGCAGAGGAUAAGUUUAUUAGAGUUAACUGCACAUCACAUUGCAGCCCAAAUAAAUGCCUCACAGAGUUCAAGUAACAGGCACAUCUCAACAUCAAGUGUUUAGAGGAGACUGCAUGAAUCAGGCCUUCAUGGUCGAAUUGCUGCAAAGAAACCACUACUAAAGGACACCAAUAAUAAGAAGAGACUUGCUUGGGCCAAGAAACAUGAGCAAUGCACAUUAGACCGGUGGAUAUCUAUCCUUUGGUCUGAUGAGUCCAAAUUUGUGAUUUUUGGUUCCAACUGUUGUCUUUGUGAGAUGCAGAGUAGGUGAACGGAUUAUCUCCGCAUGUGUGGUUACAAUCCGUGACGCGUGGGGGAGGUAGUGUUAUGGUGUGGGAGUGCUUUGCUGGUGACACUGUCCCUGAUUUAUUUAGAAUUCAAGGCACGCUUAACCAGCAUGGCUACCACAGCAUUCUGCAGCGAUACACUGUCCCAUCUGGUUUGUGCAUAGUGGGACAAUCAUUUGUUUUCCAACAUGUCAAUGACCCGAAACACACCUCCAGGCUGUGUAAGAGCUAUUUGACCAAGAAGGAGAGUGAUGGAGUGCUGCAUCAGAUGACCUGGCCUCCACAAUCACCCGACCUCAACCCAAUUGAGAUGGUUUGGGAUGAGUUGGACCGCAGAGUGAAGAAAAAGCAGCCAACAAGAGCUCAGCAUAUGUGGGAACGCCUUCAAGACUGUUGGAAAAGCAUUCCUCAGAAUUCCAAGAGUGUACAAAGCUGUCAUCAAGACAAAGGAUGGUUACUUUGAAGAAUAUAAAAUUUGUUCAACACUUUUUUGGUUACUACAUGAUUCCAUAUGUGUAAUUUCAUCAUUUUGUUGUCUUCACUAAUAUUCAACAAUGUAGAAAAUAGUAAACAUAUAGAAAAACCUUGAAUGAGUGUGUCCAAACUUUUGACUAGUGCUUUACAUCUGGAUUGUUAGCAAUAAAAACACAUUCAAGUACCGGUAGUUGCCUUAACUGUACUUUGAAAUUACAAGUCAGUCAAGACCAAAAUGGCAGAAAACAGAGUUUAUUGACGUCAUUCAAAGUGGGUUUGAACAUCGUGUGGUACAUCAAUGCAAUGUGUGCUUACUUGGCUGUCAAAACAGAAAUGCUUCACUGUUUAGAAAUGUCCCGUAUUACAGGAUGUGCUAUUGUGUAGAUGCUAUGCAACUAACACCAUGUCUUCAUAUUUGUUUAACAUUGCAAUGUGCAUCAUUACUGACUUCUGACCUCACAUAGUUACUGAAUCAUGCUGAAAUUACUGACUGCUUGUAACCUGUAUUCACCUGUAUUCCGCUUUAAACAUUGUAAAUACAUUUUCAAUAAAAAAAGACAAUAAAAACAAUAAUACAACAUGUUGAAGUGAUUCAUAACCAUCACACACAUUUUGUAAGUCCAUAAAUACG
Molecule: messenger RNA, 5719 nt
Organism: Salvelinus fontinalis (brook trout)
Lineage: Eukaryota; Metazoa; Chordata; Actinopteri; Salmoniformes; Salmonidae
Exons: 17
Coding region: 389-3616 (1075 amino acids)
Source: RefSeq, a predicted model, not a curated record